Messenger RNA from Myxocyprinus asiaticus (Chinese sucker), 1211 nucleotides. RefSeq lists its product as uncharacterized. NCBI's taxonomy places the organism in Eukaryota, Metazoa, Chordata, Actinopteri, Cypriniformes, Catostomidae. The record is from RefSeq and is a predicted model, not a curated record. Bases 127 to 888 code for a protein of 253 amino acids. The transcript has 5 exons.
AAGUCCCCUCGCUCAUUCGUUCAGCACACUUUGGAAGGUGGAAACAAGCACCAGCCUAAAGCAAGAGUGAAGACUAGAUCUACAUCUGCAGCAGACACAGUGUUUCUGGUAUCAGAGUAAAGAGAGAUGGAGAGUGUCCUCUCAGUGAAGAUGUGUGCCGUGUUCGCUCUGGUGCUACUGGCGUCCAGUGUGAGUGACGGAUGGAUUCUGAGCAAAUGUGAGCUGAAGGCCCAACUGGAGGCAGCUCUGGGAGCGAAUAUGCCUGGAAAUAUGACCAGAAUUCUGUUUGCAAAUACAAGUUUGUCUGUAAAUAUAACUGAAAGUGUGCCUGGAAAUAUGACUGGAAAUAUGUCCAGAAACCUCACCGCCAGAAUUGUCUGUACAGUGGAACGCAUCUCAAAGUUCAACACCAGCCUUGUCACCACCAUCAAGAAGAGCAAACCUGUAGGCAAACCCCAAGUCCAUCCCCCUUCCAAACCAAAUGGACCCCCUUCAGGACGGCCAAAUGGAAAACCAGAUGGAAGACCUGGAAAACCACCUAUGGGCCGUCCAGGUGGACGGGGAAAAAGAUCACAUGGCAAGUUCCACGCUGGCCUGUUCGGUGACAAUUCAGGCGAGUCUUCCGAGGAAGUGUCCGGCCCUGCUGGUGUCACCACUAAACUGUUUGGAAUCUUCCAGCUGAGCAAUCUCGUGGCCUGCGAUUCGAGAUCAAACCCGAGUCUGAACGUCUGCCGCAUGAACUGCAGUGCUCUGAUUGAUGAUGACAUCAGCGAUGACAUUGCCUGCCUGAACACCCUACUGAACACUGUGAACAACGUGUUGGAUUUGCUGUCUGUGGAGGAGUGUCGCUCUGUCAGUGCCAUGCAGUACUUUGCUGAGUGUGUCUAAAACGUUCCUCAGACGUGAAGAAUCUGUCAAUCUACAUUUCCGUAAUACACUGUAUUAUUGCAAAUGCAAUGCAGUGCUACAUAAAAGCUUCCUGGGUGUGUCUUAAUCUUCUGGACAUGGUGGACAGGAACUAGUGAUAAUAUUCACUCAGAUUUAGUUGCAUGUAUCAGAUCUUAGACUUCAACUAACAUGUCUUUAUUGUGGACUCAAUUGUUUCACUCAUCUGUUCUACUCUAUGCAGCGCAAUACUCUUUGCAAAUAUGAGGACGCUACAUGUAAAACCUUUAACUAAUAUGACAUUAAAAUGUGUUAUAAAAGACUUU